UGCGCGCGGACUAGGGGCGCGGGUCUGGAGACCCACAGCCACUGGAGAGGGCACGCGCUAGGAAGGGCACACGCGUGCGACUUUCAGGGCCCGCGGAACUGUCCGUCACUUCGAGUCCCCUGGAGCGCCGUGCGCCGGCUCCGAACAUUGGUGUUCGCAGCUGUUUUGGGGGCUGGAGGGUUCGUGGAGUCCUGGAACUGGAGCGACGCUGGGUCCUCUGGUUGUCCCCUGGAGGGGAGGGCACACGGGCGGGGACAUCGGGGCGCUCCCUUCUCACGGCGUGGUGCAUUUGAGCGUAACUCACCAGGAGGCGUUUCCUGAGACCCUCGGGGAACUUAGAGGAGAGCCAAGACUGAAGUUCAAGGCCCUGCCUUCCCUGUGUACUGACGUUUGUGGCUGGUCAAGUUCGGGAACAAGACGUUGUCAUCACAGAUGAAGAAGAUGUGGAUCCUCCAGGUCUUUCCUUGCCUUCAGAUCUUAGUUGAAGACUUCCUCCCUGAGCCUCCUGACAGAGAGUCAGCUUAGCGCUCUGUGGCCUGCCUGGCCACAUCCAUCCAACAUGGUGGACACAGAGAGCCCCAUCUGUCCUCUCUCCCCACUGGAGGCAGAUGACCUGGAAAGUCCCUUAUCUGAAGAAUUCUUACAAGAGAUGGGAAACAUUCAAGAGAUUUCUCAGUCCAUCGGUGAGGAGAGCUCUGGAAGCUUUGGUUUCGCAGACUACCAGUACUUAGGAAGCUGUCCGGGCUCCGAGGGCUCUGUCAUCACAGACACCCUCUCUCCAGCUUCCAGCCCUUCCUCAGUCAGCUGCCCCGUGAUCCCCGCCAGCACGGACGAGUCCCCCGGCAGUGCCCUGAACAUCGAGUGUCGAAUAUGUGGGGACAAGGCCUCAGGAUACCACUACGGAGUACACGCAUGUGAAGGCUGUAAGGGCUUCUUUCGGCGAACUAUUAGGCUAAAGCUGGUGUACGACAAGUGUGAUCGGAGCUGCAAGAUUCAGAAAAAGAACCGGAACAAAUGCCAGUACUGCCGUUUUCACAAGUGCCUGUCUGUCGGGAUGUCACACAAUGCAAUUCGCUUUGGAAGAAUGCCAAGAUCCGAAAAAGCAAAACUGAAAGCAGAAAUUCUUACUUGUGAACACGACCUGAAAGAUUCGGAAACUGCAGACCUCAAAUCUCUGGGCAAGAGAAUCCAUGAAGCCUACCUAAAGAACUUCAACAUGAACAAGGUCAAAGCCCGGGUCAUACUUGCGGGAAAGACCAGCAACAACCCGCCUUUUGUCAUACAUGACAUGGAGACCUUGUGUAUGGCCGAGAAGACGCUUGUGGCCAAGAUGGUGGCCAACGGCGUCGAAGACAAGGAGGCAGAGGUCCGAUUCUUCCACUGCUGCCAGUGCAUGUCCGUGGAGACCGUCACAGAGCUCACAGAAUUUGCCAAGGCUAUCCCAGGCUUUGCAAACUUGGACUUGAACGACCAAGUCACCUUGCUAAAGUACGGUGUGUAUGAAGCCAUCUUCACGAUGCUGUCCUCCUUGAUGAACAAAGACGGGAUGCUGAUCGCGUACGGCAAUGGCUUCAUCACACGUGAGUUCCUAAAAAACCUGAGGAAGCCGUUCUGUGACAUCAUGGAACCCAAGUUUGACUUCGCUAUGAAGUUCAAUGCCUUAGAACUGGAUGACAGUGACAUUUCCCUGUUUGUGGCUGCUAUAAUUUGCUGUGGAGAUCGGCCUGGCCUUCUAAACAUAGGCUACAUUGAGAAGUUGCAGGAGGGGAUUGUGCACGUGCUUAAGCUCCACCUGCAGAGCAACCAUCCGGAUGACACCUUCCUCUUCCCAAAGCUCCUUCAAAAAAUGGUGGACCUUCGGCAGCUGGUCACGGAGCAUGCGCAGCUCGUACAGGUCAUCAAGAAGACCGAGUCCGACGCAGCACUGCACCCACUGUUGCAAGAGAUCUACAGAGACAUGUACUGAUCUUUCCUGAGAUGGCAGGCCGUUGCCACUGUUCAGGAACCUCCGAGGUCUGCGGCCCCAUACAGGAGAGCAGGGAUUUGCACAGAGGGCCUCCCUCCUACACUUGGGGAUGAAGAGGGCUGAGCCUAGGUAAUGCGGGCUCUUCCCACAUCCUUACUUUCUGAAUGGGCACUUCUAAGACUACCUGCUACCGAAAUGGGGGUGAUCUGAGGCUAAUAGGAUUCAGACAGUGACAGACAACGGCAGUCCCCAUUGGUCUUAACCGGCCCAAUGUUAAUCAAUGCACAGCACUCUACGUUGCAUUCGCCAUUAAUUAACGGGUAACUUCAAAGUCUGAGUGGUCUGUUCCCUUCCUGCCAUCCUUCUGGCUGUGUGCACUCUCUUAAAUCCCUGAAAACUAAUCUGCACUUUUUUAACCUUUGAAAACCUACAAGUCAAGGUGUGGCCCAAGGUUAGCCAUUUAAAUGUGGC
Mus caroli (Ryukyu mouse) is the source of this 2437-nucleotide messenger RNA. RefSeq names its product peroxisome proliferator activated receptor alpha (gene Ppara). Gene Ontology annotation, biological process: negative regulation of transcription by RNA polymerase II; negative regulation of cholesterol storage; cell differentiation. Gene Ontology annotation, molecular function: nuclear receptor activity; zinc ion binding; DNA-binding transcription repressor activity, RNA polymerase II-specific. Gene Ontology annotation, cellular component: nucleus. The record is from RefSeq and is a predicted model, not a curated record. Lineage: Eukaryota; Metazoa; Chordata; Mammalia; Rodentia; Muridae.